AUGGAAGAAGCAGAAGAGGAAGACAUCUCCCAGACGGUCGAUGAACACGAGCCAGCCCCCCAGCCUACCCAGCAGUCUGCCCAGGUCAGCGAUGCCCGACUGUACCUCCCGAACAAGUAUGAUGGGUCUCCAUCCCAAUGCUGUGGCUUCAAACUCCAGUGCUCCCUCUAUUUGGCCCAUCAGAAGGGAGCCCCCACCACCGAGAGGUCCAAGGUUGCCACGAGGGCAGAGAGGGAGGAGAGUGACUACUCCAACUCCGGCAGGGUGUCCAGACCACUGCUGAGUACGCCCUCACCUUCCGGACCGAGCCUAAACCCAUGGAGGUAUGGGCCACACACCUCUCAGUGGAAGAGCGACGUCGCCGGAGACAGCAGGGGCUAUGUUCCUAUUGCGGCCAGGAUCGGCACCAGCUUCAGCGGGCAUUGGAUAAUCGACCAUAUGGAUCCGGCACAAUCACGCACAUCACAGCACCACUCACCCUCACGUGUGACUUCUGCACCAAGAAAGCCUUUCCUCAUCAUCAACGCACCCGUACACAGAGGCCUCAAUUUCAUCACCACCAAGUACUGCUACCCUCUCCCGUUGCUGCCGGCCGCCAUUGAACAGCUCCGCGGGGCUCAUUUUUGUACUAAACUGGACCUGUGGAGUGUCUACAAGCUGAUCCACAUCCGGGAGGAGGAUGAAUGGAAAAUGGCCUUCAGCACGAUGUCUGGGCACUACGAGUACUUGGUGAUGCCUUAUGGAUUAGCCAAUGCUCCGUCGGUGUUCCAGGCAUUCGUAAACGAGGUGUUCCGGGACAUGCUCGGGCGCCAGGUGGUCGUGUAUGUCGACGACAUCCUGGUCUUCUCGGCCACCUUAGAGGAUCACAUCACCCACGUCCGAGUAGUCCUGGGAUGCCUCCUGGGGAACCCCCUGUAUGUCAAAGCAGAGAAGUGCCAUCAGGUUGCUGUUUCCUUCUUGGGAUACCGGAUCAGCCCGCAGGGAGUGGUGAUGGAUGAGAGGAAGGUCGAGGCAUUGGUGUGGAGUCCUGCAGCAGAUGAGGCCUUCCGCAUACUGAAGGGGCGUUUCACCUCCGCCCCGUUGCUGAAACACCCAGAUCCUACGCUGCCCUUUGUGGUGGAGGUGGACUCCUCAGAAGUGGGUGUGGGGGCCGUCCUGUCCCAACGCCAAGGUUCAAAGAACAUCAAAGCCGAUGCCCUGUCCCACCUCCACGAUUCGGGAGAGGUUCCUGUCCUGAGUGCGCCCAUCAUUCCUCCCUCCCGAAUCGUUGCCCCCAUGCUUUGGGACGUAGACAUGGACAUCCGCCAGGCUCUGGAGAGGGAACCCACACCUGCUACCUGCCCUCCGGCGCGCACCUACGUCCCCACGGAGGUAAUGGAUCGGCUGUUGACCUGGGCGCACACAUCCCUUGCCGCUGGACACCCAGAUAUCACCCGCACCAUUCAAUCCAUCUCCGCAAAGUACUGGUGGCACACCUUUGUGCAGGACGUUGCGCGCUACGUCAACUCCUGCUCCUUAUAUGUGAAUGAGUAUGAGGAAACCAACAGUGGCUGUGAGGCUUUGUGCUGCAAACCCAUCGGCAGCUUCUACUGCAAGUGUCCCCAUGGCCAGGAGCUCAGAGAGGAUGGCAAGAUCUGCCAAGAUGUUGAUGAGUGUCAGGUCUACAAUGGGGGCUGCCAGCACCGAUGCGUCAACACCAGGGGCUCGUACUACUGCGAAUGCAACCUGGGCACCCGUCUGCAUACAGAUGGCCGAACUUGCAUCGCCGUCCGCUCCUGUGCCGUCAGCAAUGGAAGCUGUGAGCAGGACUGCGUGCAGCUGUCCCCUGCUCACUACCAGUGUCGCUGCAGACCCAACUAUCAGCUUGCAGAGGACGGCAAACACUGCAAGUUAAGAAGCCCCUGUGCAGACAGAAAUGGGGGCUGUAUGCACACCUGCAAGAAUGACGGAUGGAGAGCUCAGUGCAACUGUCUUCCUGGAUACACACUGGCACAGGAUGGCAAAAACUGUGAAGACAUCGAUGAGUGUGAGACAGGCCAAGCUGCUUGUGCCCAUGGUUGCCAUAACACCCAGGGCUCCUUCACCUGUGUCUGUAACCCAGCAUACGAGCUGGGUGCCGACGGCAGGAAAUGCUAUCGAAUCGAGAUGGAGAUUGUGAAUGGUUGUGAGACUGCCAACGGAGGCUGUUCCCAAAAGUGCCAACAGUCCACCCUCGGACCUGUCUGCAGCUGUCACCAUGGUUACCACCUGGACGACGACCUCAGGACAUGUGUGGACUUGGACGAGUGUGAGGCGGGAAGCUCAUGCUGCGAGCAGGACUGUACCAACUAUCCCGGGGGUUACGAAUGCUACUGCGGGGCUGGCUACCGUCUCAAUUCGGAUGGGUGUGGCUGUGAUGAUGUGGAUGAGUGUCUGGUAGACAAUGGAGGCUGUGACCAUACCUGCCAGAACACAGCCGGCUCCUUCCAGUGCUAUUGUCGCCUAGGACACCGGCUAGACGAGGACCGUCUCUCUUGUAUUCCCCUGGAGGGGGCAGUAGAGGCGUUGGAGUGGAGCAGUCGCAUCGCGGUAGAGCGCCCUCUACCCCAGAUCACCCUGCUGAGGGACUACUUCCAGCAGCUGGAGCGUUAUGACGACUACGAGGAGGACAGCCUGGGAGAGCUGCGGGCCCAGAGCACCCUCACCCAGACCUUUGUGUGUCUUAACAACACGUUUGGCCACGACUGCAGCCUGACGUGUGACGACUGUUCCAACGGUGGUGUGUGUGACAUGGAGGAGGGCCACUGUGACUGUCCUGAUGGGUGGACAGGCGUUGUCUGCAACCAGACUUGUCCAGAGGGCACCUUUGGCAGGAACUGCUCCUUCAGCUGUAAGUGUAAGAAUGGUGCCACCUGUGACCCUGUGAGUGGGCACUGCCGCUGCCCACCUGGCGUCAGCGGGGACAUGUGCCAGGAUGGCUGUCCUAAAGGCUUGUAUGGGAAAUUGUGCAAUAAGAUGUGUAACUGUGCCAAUAACGGGCGCUGCCAUCGCACCUAUGGAGCCUGCCUGUGUGAUCCCGGGCUCUACGGGCGCUUCUGUCAUCUAAUGUGUCCUAAGUGGGCGUAUGGCCCUGGCUGCUCGGAGGAGUGCCAGUGUGUCCAACAGAACACCCUAGAGUGCCACCGCCGCCAUGGCUCCUGUGUCUGCAAACCAGGCUACCAUGGCAAGAACUGCCAGGAGGAGUGUAAUAGAGGAUACUAUGGCCUGGCCUGCAAGAGUACAUGUCAGUGUCCAUCAGGGGUACCCUGUGAUCAUGUAACAGGGGAGUGUCUGCGCCAGUGCCCGCCUGGCUUCCAUGGGGACAACUGUGACCUAGACUGUCCAGAGGGUCGCUACGGGGCUGGAUGUAACCAAUCGUGCCACUGCUCUGGCUCCCCAUGUGACAAUGUGACAGGACAGUGUGACUGUCUUGCCGGUAUGAAGGGACAGCACUGUGAGACUGAGUGUGAGGAGGGUCGUUGGGGUGUGGGCUGCUCAGGCUCCUGUCCCCGCUGUCAGAACAGGGGAGUGUGUGACAAACACAAUGGAGUGUGUUGCUGUCAACCUGGAUACAUGGGCACCCUGUGUCAGAGCGCCUGCCCGGUGGGUAGAUUUGGCCUGGGUUGUCAGCUACGCUGUCUGUGUGAUAACGGUGGCCGCUGCCACCCGGUGACGGGCCACUGUGCCUGUCCUGAAGGAUGGACUGGACCCAGCUGCAGCAGAGCAUGUGAUGCCGGGCGCUGGGGAGCGGACUGUGCCAACAUGUGUGAGUGCCCGGGCAGCGAUGGCAGCUGUGACCUCAUCACGGGACAGUGUCACUGUGAGGCGGGCUACACGGGACCACACUGCCAACAGAAGUGCCCAGAAGGCUCCUUUGGCGUAGGCUGCAGACACAGGUGCCAGUGUGCCAACGAGGCGGCCUGUGAGCAUGUUAGUGGAGCCUGCACCUGCCUCACUGGUUGGACCGGCACCUACUGUGAAAAAUCAUGUCCUGACGGCUUCCAUGGGCUGGAGUGUCAGCAGCAGUGUCAGUGUUCUAAUGGGGGGAGAUGUGACCACCUGACGGGUGCCUGCCACUGUCCAGACGGCUGGGUCGGACCACAAUGCAAUACCAAAUGCCAGACAGGGUGGUUUGGCCGUGGGUGUAAACACACCUGUGAAUGCCGUAAUAAUGCCACCUGUGACCCUGUGAGUGGGCAGUGCCAGUGUACGCCAGGGUGGAUCGGCCCCAGCUGUGAGAAAGAAUGUGUAGACGGCUUCUAUGGACAAGACUGCCACUAUCACUGCCUGUGUCAGAACGGGGGUGUGUGUGAUCAGUUCUCUGGGCGCUGCUCGUGCUCCAAUGGGUGGACCGGGGCAGCCUGCGAACUGCAGUGUGCCCAUGGCUGGUUUGGGGCGGACUGUGCUCUGCCCUGUGAGUGUUUGAAUGGUGGUGUGUGUGACCGUCGCAUUGGAGAGUGCAGCUGUGGCCCGGGCUGGGUAGGACAGCACUGUCAGACAGCGUGUGGGGCUGGCCUGUUUGGCCCAGGGUGUGAGGAGCAGUGUCAAUGUAACCAUGGGGCUGUGUGUGACCAUGUCAGCGGAGUGUGUGUGUGUCCUCCUGGCUGGAGGGGACCCAAGUGUGACCGAGCCUGUUUACCUGGCUCCUAUGGGAAGGACUGUCUGAGCUACUGUAACUGUCCCCACGGCACUUCCUGUAACCAUGUGUCCGGCAAAUGUGGCUGUCCCCCUGGAUUCACUGGCAAUGGCUGUGAGCAAAUAUGCCAACCUGGCACGUAUGGGCUGAACUGUAACCAGGUGUGCCAGUGCUCUGGCACCAACCAGCUGUGUCACCCUGUCACCGGCCUCUGCGUCUGUGCCCCGGGUUACCAUGGCAACAACUGUGAUCAAGAGUGUGACAUGGGACGGUAUGGCCCAAACUGUGAACGCCUGUGCCAGUGUCUGAAUGCCGGCGUGUGCCAGACCACCACGGGCACCUGUCAGUGCCCAUCGGGGUACAUCGGAGCAGACUGCAACACCACAUGCCUGUCAGGGCGCUAUGGGCAGGACUGUGCCAGGGUGGCGCUGUGUGGUGAAGGGGCACAGAGUGACCCAGAGACAGGCAGGUGUGUGUGCAAGGCUGGCCAGCGGGGAGAAGACUGCAGACAGGGUUGUGCCCAGGGCUGGUAUGGGGAAGACUGUGGCCAGCACUGUAACUGCAGUAACGGUGGUGUGUGUGAACUCGUCUCUGGAGGCUGUACCUGCGGACUAGGCUGGACCGGACCCAGCUGUGAUACAGAGUGCCCAUCAGGGAGUUACGGCGCCAACUGCAAACUGCGGUGUGAUUGUCAUAACAACGGAACAUGUGACAGAGUGACGGGAGAGUGCCGGUGUGACCCGGGAUACUAUGGUCACCUGUGUGAACACGCUUGCCCUGCUGGUUUCCAUGGCCACCGCUGUCAACACCAGUGUAAGUGCCGAGGCCUCGCCCCCUGUGACCCAAGCACAGGGCACUGUCUCUGCCCUCCUGGUUACCAUGGAUACCGCUGUGAGAAAGAGUGUGAGCAGCGUCGUUUCGGGGUGAACUGCAACCAGUCAUGUGACUGUGAGGGGGACACCCCAUGUGACCCCAUGACCGGCCACUGUCUGUGCCCCCCAGGGAAGAUGGGAAUGCGCUGUGACACAAAUUGUCCAGUGAACCUCUACGGCCCGGACUGUUCUGAGAGCUGUGAGUGUAGGAACGGGGCGCGGUGUGAUCCACGGAACGGCCGCUGCAACUGUCUACAGGGCUGGAUAGGACCCACCUGUCAGGAAGGAGGGUCCUCACGUCUCCACAGCCGUCCCAACAGAAAUCAAGAAAAUAAUCACUCACACUCUCCUGUUCCAGUAUAGCACCCCCUACUGACUGACCCCCAGCUGGGGUUUACAGGUCACCUCUAGAGGCCACAGCGCUCCAAACUGAACUGACACACUCUCAAAACAAUAGACUGUUUAUACAGAGAUGGGAGUGCAAUGGCUGGGACUUGAUGAACUAAAUACCAGUAGGUGUCACCAGAGAAUUUGUACCGAGACCGUCUAUUGGUGUCAGAGCCGGGACCUAUGAACUGGAGAUGCCAUUUAUGGAGAGUUGUCUAAUCGCAGACAUUGAGACAAUGGAGUUCACAUUACAUCAUAGGAUUGACUCUGCUACACGUCACACUACGGGGUUGACUCUGCUACACUUUACGUGACGGGGUUGACUCUUCUAUACCUUUCGUUACGAGGUUGACCAUCCUACACUUCACGCUAUGGGGUUGACUCUGCUACACUUUGCGUGACUGGGUUGACUCUUCUAUACUUUUUGUUACGGGGUUGACUCUGCUACACUUCAUGUUAUACGGUUGACUCUCAAAGGUACUUAAGAGUUACCAGACACUGGGACACUUUUUCUUGCUUGCCCUGUAUAAGAGGACAUUUCAUUGCGUGUACGUUGUGUGUAUGUAAAUGUGUUCACGUCUACAAUACAAUUAUGUUGUACUUAUACUCUCACGAUAUGGUAGUACCUCAUUGGAAGGAGGUUUUCACAUGGAGGAUAUUUGCAUUACGUUGACAGAAUUUGUUGUACUUUGGAGUAAUAUCAUUGAAGUUGUAGUGCUGCUUAUUGGCUUCUCCAAAAACAAUAGGCUACACACACAUGAUCCAUUUGUUCUCUUUGCUGCCACCAUUGCACUAUACAGACUCCUAUGACACAGUUGAUUUAAAAAUAAGAAACAAUUCAGGAUAAUGUUGAUCUGAAUGAAAUGUUCUACAGUAUUUAGAAAAUUAGUACCCAGUGAUGAUGAAGUGCACAGUCAUGCACACAGGUCAAUAGGCUUUAGUCCAUAUGCCUUAAUCUACAUGUUGUAUACUGUAUGAAGUAAGUUACAGUUCCUCAGCGAAAUGGAGGGAAAAGUG
Coregonus clupeaformis (lake whitefish) is the source of this 6930-nucleotide messenger RNA. Its product is annotated as multiple epidermal growth factor-like domains protein 6. Lineage: Eukaryota; Metazoa; Chordata; Actinopteri; Salmoniformes; Salmonidae. The transcript has 40 exons. The coding region runs from base 1 to 5889 and encodes 1962 amino acids. Gene Ontology annotation, molecular function: calcium ion binding. The record is from RefSeq and is a predicted model, not a curated record.